Molecule: messenger RNA, 1834 nt
Organism: Planococcus citri (citrus mealybug)
Lineage: Eukaryota; Metazoa; Arthropoda; Insecta; Hemiptera; Pseudococcidae
Product: restin homolog
Exons: 2
Coding region: 41-1594 (517 amino acids)
Source: RefSeq, a predicted model, not a curated record
CAGUGAGAUAAUCGUCGCUUUCAAACGGCAGGAAGAAAUCAUGGCAUUGUACAUUUCGAUAUGUCGUGAUUUAUGGAACCAAAUCGAUGAUUUGGAGAAGGAAACAUCAAGACGAGGUCCUGAAAUGUCUUCUUUAGAGGCAAAGCUGUUUUACGACAUCCUUACAUCUAUUUACGAUAAAGUGAUAGCGCACGAAACCGAAGUGGAGAAAGUCCUCACUGACAAUAAACUGCUGGAACACGCGCAGGAUAGUUACCGCUACACUCGAAUGAAGGCGGACGAUCUGAAAACCAAAUUGACGGAAAUUUUCUCUACGGAUGAAUCAACGUCAUCUACACAAACGAAUACAAAUACUCAAUCCAGUUCAACACAAUUGGUCGAAACUGCAAAAAUUUUAGACUCGCAGAUCCGAAAACAAACCUUCCUCAUUAGACAAAUCGAUUCCCUAGAAAUAAACGACGACACUGGUGCAAUAAAAGCAGGAAUAGUUUACAGCCACCUUUCUCAACUUUAUGAUGCCUUCAUCUCGAAUCAAAUUGAGAUCGAAGCUAACCUCAAGGACGACGGUGUCAUUUCUAAUGAACAACAAAAAAUUUCCAAGGAAACUCAACAAAAAGUAAUCGAUUUACAAACCAAGCUGAAACAAAUUUCAUCUAAGACGCAAUCUCUGGUAUUCCAAUCCGACGAACUCAAAUCAUCGGAAUCAGAAAGUGACCUUCGAGCUACAGCACUCCAACUUGCUAAUUUCAUCGUUUCCUCUCACAAUACAUCGGAAUCACAAUCUGACGAAACUGCGAGUAACACAAGCAACGUCUCCAUCUCACUCGAACAACACUUGGAAAUAUCUAAGGAUAUCCAAAAUAAGAUAAUUCGUCUAGAAACACUACAUCGUGAAAAGAACAACACUCUCGACAGAUUGGAUAAAAUUGAGAGUUUAGUCAAGGAUAGCAAAGAGCGUGAAAGGAAUAUUCUCGACAGACUAGACGAGCUCAAGAAUUUAGUGGAGGAUUGUAAAAACCAGGGAAAGGACACUUCAGACAGACUAGUCAAAAUUCAGAGUGUAGUAGAGGAUUUGGAAACCCAGGGAAAGGAUACUCUAGAAAGAUUAGAUAACCUCGAGGGUGUAGUGGAUGAAUGCGAAAAACAGGGAAAUGACGCUCUCAACAGAUUAGGUAACAUUGAAGAUGUAGUAGAGGAGUUUGAAGGCAGACUAGAUAAUGUUGAAGGCAUAGUAGGAGAAUGCGAAAAUCAGGGAAAGGAUGCUCAACAAAGAUUAGAUAACAUCGAGGGUGUAGUGGAUGAAUGUGAGAAACAGGGAAAGGACACUCUAAACAGAUUAGAUAACGUUGAAGGUUUAGUAGAGGAGUGCGAAGGCAGAAUAGACGGUGUUGAAAGUUCGGUGGAAGAUUUUGAAAGCAGAUUGUCGGAUUGUGAAGGCAAAGCAGACGAUAUUGAGGGUACAAUGACGGAUUUGGAAGGAAGACUGGAUGACUGUGAAAGUACAGUACAGGAUUGCGAUGAUCGUUAUAAUGAGAUUACCGAAAGACUAGAUAACAUUGAUGGUACGUUGGAUGAAUUACAGGACAGAGUAUGAAGAAAAAUAGUGAUACCCAUUCGAUAAGAUUGAGCUAAACUACGAGUAUUUGUAAAAAAAAUCUAUCAUUAAUUUUUAUUUUAUAGAGAACUUAAAACAUAAACUUACACUGUAGAAAAAUGUAAAAAAAUUAAGUUUUAUUAUUUCUUCAAUUUUUUAAUCUAUUUUUGAAUCAAUUUUCAUGUGUAUCAAGCUUACUUGGUUGCCAAUUAUAUUAUGCUCUUGUUAGAAGAGGUAAAA